UAAUCACUCCACACCGUUUGCUUUUCAUUUUCCCCCUAAAUUUUAAGAAAACCUCCGCCCUGUGAAAUCUACAAAUCCCCAUUUCUCUCAUUUUCUCUUUUGGCUGAUGAAAACUAUACUUUAUGCCUUUUGGAUCUUCCUAAUUCACUAAUUUUUGCUCUUGGGUUACAUAUGUGAAUAUGUUAUGAUGGAUCCUGAGGCUAAAAAGCAGUGUUGUGAAUCUUUACCUUUCGAUGUACUAAGCAAUCUUCCGGAGAAUGUCAUUGACAUUAUAUUAAUGUGUUUGCCGUUUAGAGAUGCGGUGAGGACUAGCAUCUUAUCAAAAGUAUGGAGAUAUAAAUGGUGCCGACUUCCUGAGUUGACACUUGAUGAUGCUUUUUGGAAAACAAAGAAUAACUUAAUAUGCCAUACGACUGCGAUUACCAAGAUUAUCUACCAUAUUUUGAUAUUUCAUGAAGGGCCGAUUACAAAGUUUACUCUCUGUGUUCCCAAGUCGAGAAGUUGUCCUAUGAUCGAUGACUUGAUAUAUUUCCUUGCGAAAAAUGGCAUUCGGGAUCUUGUGCUUAAACUUCCAUUCAAGAGUGAACCAUAUGAAUUGCCACCUUCAUUUUUCAAAAGCUUGCACUUGAAGAAUUUGAAUCUCCAGAAUUGCUCAAUAGUUCGUCCACCGACCUUCAAAGGACUUGAUAGGUUAAUUAGGUUGGAACUAUGUGAAGUUUCAAUUUCUUCCGAGGAUCUGGGAAGUUUGAUCUCUCAUUGCUUGUUGCUCGAGCAUUUGGUGUUGUAUAUUGCCGAGACUUACAGCAACCUCAUCGAAAUUAAUGCUCCUAGGCUGAAAUCAUUUUACUUCGCAGGCAGUGUGAGAUCUAUCAUUUUGAAGAAUAUCCCUCAUUUGGCAAAGCUUUUACUUGCAUCUAGCGACACAGAUUAUUUUGGAGAAGAAAAAUGGGAUAUUGUGAAGUUCUUCGAAUCCUUUGAGUCUUUUUCUGCUCUCGAGCAUAUAUACUUGAAUAUGUUAUUUGCUGCAGAAGCGAGUGAAGUACCAAAGAGGCUUCCGUUUAAUCUCAACAGUGUCAAAAGACUUGACAUAAGUGUUGAUCUUUAUAACUCGGUUGAGGUAUCAUGUGCUCUAUGCCUGAUUAGAAGCUUCCCGUAUUUACAAUAUAUGGAUAUUUCGGAGGCUUAUCCUAAAUAUGAUAUGGAAGAAGCUUAUCAAGUAGAAUUUUCAUCGGAUGUGACGUUUAAUCACCUAAGGGAAGUUAGGCUAACACUUGCUAGUGGCUCAAUCAUCGAGAUGCAGCUUGCCAAACUUCUGUUAGCCAAUUCUCCCAUGCUAGUGAGAAUGCUUUUCACGUCGUCUGUAGUUAAAGGAUCUGCUGCAGUCAAAAAACUCGUUGCUGAGUUAACAACAUUUCAGUGUGCAUCACCUAAAGCAGAGGUGUCCUACAUCGAAAACUAGUACAUGAUUACAGUCCCGUUUAUUGAUCUUCUUCAGGGGUCUUUAAUCGGACCAUGAUGUUUGGCUCGAAUAUUUUGCCAGUUAAUCUGAAUGGCUAGAUAGUACUCUAGACAUCAGUUUUGGGAAGAUUACUGAAUCUGUGUGGAUGAUUUGACUUAUCUGUUGUGUAAUAUGUUAUUAAAAUAUGAAGUUAUCUUGGUCUCAUUUCUGUCAUCUCAAGUUCAUACUAUCCGUGGUUAAUGUUUAUUGUGGGCUUCUUGUU
Molecule: messenger RNA, 1721 nt
Organism: Solanum lycopersicum (tomato)
Lineage: Eukaryota; Viridiplantae; Streptophyta; Magnoliopsida; Solanales; Solanaceae
Product: F-box/FBD/LRR-repeat protein At1g13570-like
Molecular function (GO): protein binding
Source: RefSeq, a predicted model, not a curated record